Molecule: messenger RNA, 3429 nt
Organism: Penicillium paradoxum
Lineage: Eukaryota; Fungi; Ascomycota; Eurotiomycetes; Eurotiales; Aspergillaceae
Product: CDC5/polo family serine/threonine-protein kinase
Exons: 3
Coding region: 1-3429 (1142 amino acids)
Biological process (GO): protein phosphorylation; regulation of cytokinesis; regulation of protein localization to mitotic spindle pole body
Cellular component (GO): cytoplasm; spindle pole; spindle pole body
Molecular function (GO): ATP binding; protein binding; protein kinase activity
Source: RefSeq, a predicted model, not a curated record
AUGGAGGCCCUCUCUCCGCGUUCAACGAACCAGAUGAUCAAACCGAAGCUGGCGAUGGAUCGGAAAGCUUAUGAAAAGAAUCUUGCCCCUCCAAGCAAUCAGCAGCAAAAGCUCGCAACCUCAAAAAGCUAUGCCGACCCACCGCCACCAGUAGUAACAGAGCCGGAAGAUGGCGGGGAGCGAUAUUCAAUAGGCGCAUUCUUAGGGAAGGGCGGUUUUGCUGUCUGUUACGAGGGCUCAUUGGCUCGCAAUGGUCGCGUAUAUGCAAUGAAGGUCGUCAAAUCCCAGAUGCCCCAAAGGAAGAUGGAGGAGAAGUUCCGAACCGAACUCCAAAUCCACUCAAAAAUGCGCCAUCCUUUUAUCGUACAGUUCCACCGCGCGUUCGCUUUCGAAUCCAGCACAUACGUCGUCUUAGAGUUAUGUCCGAAUGGUUCGGUGAUGGACAUGUUUCGGAAACGGCGGUGUUUGAGCUUGCCAGAAGUGCGCCGGUUCAUGAUUCAACUUUGCGCGGCAGUAAAAUACCUGCACAAACGCUUUGUGGCACAUCGAGACUUGAAAAUGGGAAACCUGUUCCUCGAUCACAACAUGAACAUCAAGGUCGGAGAUUUUGGAUUGGCGGCUAUGAUUAUGUCGGACAAGGAUGCCAAGCGACGAAAUACGCUUUGCGGAACGCCCAAUUACAUUGCCCCGGAAGUUCUGGACAAAAGCAAAGGUGGUCAUACACAAAAGGUUGACAUUUGGUCCCUAGGUGUGAUAUGCUUUGCCAUGCUCGCUGGAUAUUUACCUUUUCAGUCAAAAACGCAGGAGGAGGUAUACAGGAAAGUGCGAAAUUUGAAUUAUGUAUGGCCCAAGGAUUCGGAAAGCACCAACUACAUCCCCGAGGAAGCGAAGGACCUCGUCAGUCGUUGCCUAAAUCUUGUCGAUGAAGAACGACCGGACCCAGACGACAUUGUGGAACAUCCAUUUUUCAAUAUGUAUGACGGUUGCAUUCCUCGUCAGCUGGAUCCUGCGUGCCGAUUCAACAAGCCGCUAUGGCUCAAAGACGCUGCGCCUCAAGGAGAUUGUGUGGUUGGUGGCUACGGGUUGGACUCGGACGAGAAGCUUCGCGCCUAUGUAUAUCAGGUUGAUGACCCAGCUCAGCGAUAUCACUCAUGCAAAGCGGCCUUCUACUCACUCUGCGGCGUAGGACGCAAGCCUGAUGGGACUGCUCGGAAGUCGGUUGGAAGGAACUGCUCGAAGUCGGCCUUUUCUGAAUGUGAUGUUGAGGAUUCCAGAGGUCUACGGCCAGUAAUCCCCUUGUCGCCAGAUUAUGUUUAUCGAUGGCCCCAUGAGAUUGACGGAGACUGGUGUCUUCAUGAAACGUCCCGCAAGGUAAUCCGCAGUGAUGAAUCUAUGCUUAACAGCAGCACUAUGUCCCAGCGCAGUGUAUCUGUUCGUCCGAACCCGAUGGUAGCCUCACGCACCAAUGCCGCACUUGCGGCUGCUCAACAACGCCGAAUGGAGAGUCAAAAUCAUGCGGCGACCUUGCGUCAACAGGCCCGAGUACCUACUAUCUCUCCAAGAAAAGUUACUGGAAUCAACGAUGCUCCUGCCUUAUCCUCCAGGCCAUACCGCGACAUUCCACAAGCUGAGCCCAAGGGUCCUUUCCUUGCGGAUGCGCCAGCUGGCGGCCUGGCAGAGCGUCCUAUCCGGACACGAAGAAUGGCAUCUGCGUCCCAAGCAACUUCAUUGCGUGCCAAGGACAGGGAAAUCACGCCACAGCUAGCCAAGUCAAUAAGCAUGCCAUCUGGCUUGACUGUAGGCAAAACACGCUCUCAGACUCGCAGAUUAGCAGCCGCUGACCAGCAGUUGCCACAGUCCUCUAUCCCAACUAGGGAACGGCAGCCAGCUACCAGGACCGAGGACCAGGAUGUACUCGCCCGUCAAACAACUCUGCGCUCUUCAUCUAGAGCAGAUUUCAAUGCUAGUGUCGCUCGAGUUGAGCGACGGAGAGACAACCCCAUCGAGGAAAUCGCUCGGUCUUCGACUCAGUCAAAGUUCGCUGAAUCCAACGGACUUACCCGGUCGAACUCUAGUGGAGUUGCUCGGACUAACAGCAAGAGCUCUAGCAAGCCACGCUCUAGCUUGGGGCUGAGCCCUCUCUUCCAUACAGAGGAUGCCUGCAAGCUUCUCUCCAGGACUUCGUUGACUGAGGUGAAUACUGACUUGCGUCUCAUGUUGUCAAACCUGGCCAACCAUGCACCAAGUCGGCGCAGAGGAGCUACACGAAAGCAGCCGCAUGCCUAUGUCAUCAAAUGGGUUGACUACACUAACCGUUAUGGUAUUGGGUACGUCCUGGAUGAUGGUAGCGUCGGAUGUGUGUUCAAAGGAGAAAACGGGCAGCCGGCGACGAGCGUCGUGGUGCGCGAUGGCGAGAGGCACAUCCGCCGCAAAGCCCGUAGUGUCGAGGAUGGCAAACAGGAACCAAUCUACUACUCCGAGGCCGACCAGCUCGUCCCUCGUACUGGGCAACCGGUUGAGUUCUAUGAAAACCGUGAUGAUGAGUUGCUAGGAUGUCGCGGAAUUCGACGAGCAAUGAUAUCACCCUCCCUCUUCGAUGUCAAAAACCCGAAAGCGAUCAAAAUUCGGAGUGUCUCCGGAACAGAUCUUGAACGAGCCGAUGCAGAGAAAAUCAAGCGCAUGAAGCUUGUGGAUCAAUUUGGCAAGUAUAUGAUAGGAGCCCUUGGUCGCCAUGGCGACGAGGGUAUCUUGGAUCAAGAUUUGCCUCAACAUAACAGUGCCCAGUUUGUCAAGUUCUAUCAACGCCUGGGUAACGUCGGGAUCUGGGGUUUCGGAGACGGAGCCUUCCAGUUCAACUUUCCCGACCACACGAAGCUGGUGAUCUCGCCCGGUCGCACUCGCAGCUCGUCUCCUUGGAUUGACUUUUACCAUCUCUCCGCCUCCGCCGCUAGGUUCUUUGCUGCCAGAGGAAAGAUGCACCCUGCAGGCUUCGACACUCGAGCUGUCGCAUCCGAUGAGGCUGCCACGUUCCUCAGCAUUGCAAAUGGAGACUCUGUGAAUUCGACUGAAGACCGUAUUCGGGAAAUCCUAGACGCGAACUCUUUCAUCCAGAAAAUCGCAUUCAUCAAGGAUACCCUCCGAGUUUGGAUCAAGUUCGGAAAACUCGGCGGUCGUCCACCCUCCAUCGACUCCUCUGAACAGUCCAUGCCCGACGAGUCAUAUUGGCAAGGAACACAAGAGCGUUCUCAGCCUGGUAGCCCUGGAACGAAGUUUGUCUGGGUGACAGUCGGAGCACCGGAUGGCGACGGACACUAUCGAUCUGUCAUGCUCAAAGACAGCGACCGAGGGGAUGGACUCAAAAGCGCUGGGAUGGAUUAUGACAAAGAAAUGGGUUUACUCAAAGACCGUCUCCGGGCCAUGGGCCGUUGA